Molecule: messenger RNA, 510 nt
Organism: Trichomonas vaginalis G3
Lineage: Eukaryota; Parabasalia; Trichomonadida; Trichomonadidae
Product: positive regulation of myosin-light-chain-phosphatase protein
Exons: 1
Coding region: 1-510 (169 amino acids)
Molecular function (GO): protein binding
Source: RefSeq, a predicted model, not a curated record
AUGACAUGGGCAAUUGCUUCACAUAACAUCGAUUUUGUUACUUUUUUGAUGAAUGAAUACAACUUAAAAAUUGAUAUCGCAGACUGUAUUAGAUAUAAUAAUCUUCAAGCAUUUUUAGUUUAUUUAGACAAAUUAAAUGAUGUCAACAAAUGUGUCGCAGAAUCUGUUAGAUUUAAUAUUCCAUCCCUUUGUGAAUUCUUUAUCACUCAUGGUGCAGAUGUCAAUGGAAAAGAUGUUGAUGGGUCAACUGCGCUUCAUAUUUCGGCAUAUGAUAAUAAAAUCAAUUUUGUUAAUAUGCUUCUUUCAUAUGGUGCAGAUGUGAAUGUCAGAAAUAACUAUGGAACAACUGCACUUCAUUAUGCAAUUUAUAGUAGUAAUUUAGAAAUAAUAGAAGCUCUUAUUUCACAUGGUGCAGAUGUCAAUGUUAAAAAUGAUUAUGGGCAAGCUCCUAUUGAUUAUGCAACUACUGAAGAAAUUAAGGAUUAUCUUAAAUACCAUGGCGCAAUUUAA